AUGGCCCAAGCAGGUGCAAUUUCAGACGUGACGCAGAGGUUGUUCGUGGAGCUCAAAUCGAAGAAUGAGGAGGCUAGGGCCAGAGCUGCUUAUGAGCUCUAUGAUAACGUUCUCUCAGUGUCCAGAGAAUGGCCCGCCGAGAAGUUCGUCGAAUUUUAUAACGCCGUGAGCCAACGUAUCGCCCAACUCGUGGUCAACGGCAGCGAUGCAAACGAGAGAAUAGGCGGCUUGUUAGCACUAGAUCAUCUCAUUGAUUUUGACGGUGUUGAUGCCGCCCAGAAAACCACGAGGUUCGCCAGUUACUUACGCAGCGCCCUUCGCAGCAAUGACAACGUGGUCUUGGUGUAUGCAGCCCGAUCGCUGGGGCGCCUUGCGAAGCCCGGCGGGGCUCUCACCGCGGAAUUGGUGGAGAGCGAAAUACAAUCCGCGUUGGAAUGGCUACAAUCAGAGCGACAGGAGAGCCGGCGGUUCGCUGCCGUGCUGGUGAUCCGAGAACUUGCCAAGGGCUCGCCAACCCUCCUCUACGGAUUUGUUCCCCAGGUCUUCGAGCUUGUAUGGGUUGCCCUUCGGGACCCCAAAGUACUCAUCCGAGAGACUGCUGCCGAGGCCGUGGGUGAAUGCUUUGAAAUCAUUGUGGCUCGUGAUUCUCAAGUCCGCCAGUCGUGGUUUGCCCGGAUACAUGAUGAGGCGCUACUAGGCUUGAAGUCCCAUAAUAUCGAUUCGAUCCAUGGCUCCCUUCUGAUCAUCAAGGAGCUGAUCUUGAAGGGCACGAUGUUCAUGAAAGAACAUUAUCGGAAUGCUUGUGAAAUCAUUCUCCGUCUCAAGGACCAUCGUGAUCCAAAGAUUCGCACUGAAGUCGUCCUCACUAUUCCUAUUCUCGCCUCCUACGCUCCAACCGACUUCAUUGAGAUUUAUCUCCACCGCUUCAUGAUUUACCUCCAAGCGCAACUCAAGAGGGACAAAGAGAGGAACUCGGCGUUCAUUGCCAUCGGUAAGAUCGCGAACGCGGUGGGCCCCGCUAUCGGUCAAUAUCUUGAUGGCAUCAUAAUCUACAUUCGAGAAGGACUCGCAAUGAAAGCGAGGAACCGACCUGGAGUCAUUGAAGCGCCAAUGUUCGAAUGUAUCAGCAUGCUAUCCCUCGCGGUGGGACAGGCGCUCAGCAAGUACAUGGAGGCUCUUCUGGAUCCCAUUUUUGCCUGCGGAUUGAGCAAGUCAUUAACACAAGCUUUGGUCGACAUGGCCCAUUAUAUUCCUCCUAUCAAGCCUAUGAUUCAGGAAAAGCUUCUCGAUAUGCUGAGUAUCAUCCUUUGUGGCACGCCGUUCCGGCCCCUGGGUUGUCCUGAAAACAGACUACCUCCUAUGCCGUCAUUUGCGAAAGACUUUGCACCUCAUGAACUUCAUACCGAUUCCGAUAUCGCGUUAGCACUUCACACGUUAGGCAGCUUUGACUUCUCUGGACACAUAUUGAAUGAAUUUGUGCGAGAUGUCGCUAUCAAUUACGUGGAAAACGACAACCCUGAAAUUCGGAAGGCAUCCGCUCUUACAUGCUGUCAGCUGUUCGUGCACGAUCCGAUCAUCAACCAGACCAGUGGGCAUUCCAUCCAAGUUGUCAGCGAGGUUAUCGAUAAGCUUUUGACUGUGGGCAUUGGGGACCCUGACCCUGAAAUCCGACGCACCGUUUUGUGGUCACUGGACCGCAAAUUCGACCGUCACUUGGCACGGCCGGAGAACAUCCGAUGCUUGUUCUUAGCAGUCAACGAUGAGGUCUUCGAUGUCAAAGAAGCCGCUAUCUGCAUUAUCGGUCGACUCUCAAGCGUCAAUCCUGCUUAUGUCUUCCCGCCGCUACGAAAAUUGCUGGUUAAUCUUCUCACUGGUCUUGGCUUCGCAAAUACUGCUCGUCAAAAGGAGGAAACAGCUCAACUCAUCAGCCUGUUUGUCUCUAAUGCAACAAAGUUGAUCAGGUCAUACGUGGAUCCCAUGGUGACUGCCUUGUUGCCCAAAACAACGGACAUCAACCCCGGUGUUGCCGCCACUACUCUGAAAGCCGUCGGCGAGCUUGCCAACGUCGGGGGCCAUGAGAUGAGACAAUAUUUACCGCAGAUCAUGCCAAUUAUCUUGGACUCACUUCAGGAUCUAUCUUCUCAUUCCAAACGUGAAGCUGCGCUUCGGACACUAGGGCAGCUCGCCAGUAAUUCCGGCUAUGUUAUCGAACCUUACAUGGAAUACCCUCAUCUUCUCGCCGUCCUCAUCAACAUCAUCAAGACGGAACAGACAGGCUCGCUACGAAAGGAGACCAUCAAACUUCUGGGAGUUCUUGGUGCCCUCGAUCCCUACAAAUACCAACAGAUCAGCGAGAUUGAACCAGAUGUACAUCAUAUCAAUGAGAUACAAAAUGUGUCUGAUGUCGCCCUCAUCAUGCAGGGUCUCACACCGUCCAACGAGGAGUACUACCCUACGGUGGUCAUUCAUACAUUGAUGCAGAACAUCCUGCGAGAAAACUCCCUUGCACAAUAUCACUCAGCCGUCAUUGAUGCGAUUGUCACCAUAUUCAAGACUUUGGGGUUGAAGUGUGUGCCAUUCCUUGGGCAAAUCAUUCCAGGCUUCAUUAUGGUCAUUAGAAGUUCUCCUGCUAGCCGCCUUGAGACUUAUUUCAACCAGAUGGCAAUCCUUGUGAACAUCGUGCGACAGCACAUUCGCACAUUCUUGCCAGAGAUUAUUGAGGUCAUCAGAGACUUUUGGGAUAGUUCAUAUCAAAUACAGGGCACAAUUCUAUCGCUAGUCGAAGCUAUUGCCCGGUCAUUGGAAGGAGAGUUCAGGAAGUAUCUUGCCGGCCUGAUCCCUUUGAUGCUUGAUACACUCGAUAAGGACACGUCGCCUCGGCGUCAACCGUCUGAGAAGAUCCUUCACGCCCUCUUGAUCUUCGGCACAAGUGGGGAGGAAUACAUGCAUCUCAUCAUUCCUUCCAUUGUUCGUCUGUUUGAUCGACCGCAAAAUCCUCAAAGCAUCCGCAAGUCUGCUAUUGAUAGUUUGACGAAGCUGUCGAGGCAAGUCAAUGUUUCUGACUUUGCAUCUUUAAUGAUUCAUUCAUUGUCACGAGUUGUGGCCAGCGGCGAUCGAGUGUUGCGUCAAGCUGCACUAGACUGCAUCUGUGCUCUGAUCUUCCAGCUCGGCCAGGAUUUCACGCAUUACAUUCACCUCCUGAACAAAGUUCUGAAAGCCCACCAGAUUACGCAUGUCAACUAUCACAUCCUGGUGACAAAACUCCAGAAGGGCGAUCCACUCCCGCAGGAUCUCAACCCGGAAGAAGUAUAUUCUUUCCCUACUGACGACACCAACUUUUCGGAAAUUGGACAGAAGAAGAUCGUCGUGAACCAGCAGCAUCUUAAGAAUGCAUGGGACGCUUCGCAGAAGUCUACUCGUGAGGACUGGCAGGAGUGGAUACGCCGCUUUAGCAUCGAGCUUUUGAAGGAGUCCCCAUCUCCGGCACUGCGUGCGUGUGCCAGUUUGGCUGGAAUUUAUCAGCCGCUUUCGAGGGACCUAUUCAAUGCUGCGUUCGUCUCAUGCUGGACUGAGCUAUAUGACCAAUACCAAGAAGAGCUCGUCCGUUCAAUUGAGAAGGCUCUUACUUCUACCAAUAUCUCACCUGAGAUUCUGCAAAUCCUUCUCAAUUUGGCCGAAUUCAUGGAGCACGAUGAUAAAGCUCUUCCGAUCGACAUCCGCACCCUUGGCAAGUAUGCUGCGAAAUGUCAUGCUUUUGCUAAAGCUCUCCACUACAAAGAGCUCGAAUUUGAGCAAGAUCAGAACUCAGGUGCUGUUGAAGCCUUGAUUACGAUCAACAAUCAGCUUCAGCAGUCAGACGCCGCCAUUGGUAUCCUUCGCAAAGCGCAAGCGUAUCGUGAUGUGGAACUCAAGGAAACGUGGUUUGAGAAGCUCCAACGGUGGGACGAAGCCCUUGCUGCUUACAAACGACGUGAGAAGACGGAUCCCGACUCAUUUGGUAUCACGAUGGGUAAGAUGCGCUGUUUACACGCUCUGGGUGAGUGGAAGGUCCUUUCGGACCUCGCUCAGGAGAAGUGGAAUCAAGCAUCACUGGAGCAUCGCCGAGCUAUCGCGCCUCUUGCCGCUGCUGCUGCUUGGGGCCGGGGCCAGUGGGAGUUGAUGGACUCAUAUCUUGGUGUCAUGAAAGAACAGUCUCCCGACCGUUCGUUCUUCGGUGCCAUUCUGGCAAUCCAUCGCAACCAAUUCGAAGAGGCAAACAUGUACAUUGAGAAGGCUCGCAAUGGUCUCGAUACAGAACUGUCUGCUCUUCUCGGAGAGUCAUAUAACCGUGCCUAUAACGUUGUUGUUCGAGUCCAGAUGCUCGCUGAACUGGAAGAGAUCAUCACUUACAAACGCAACGUUGGCGACCCUGAGAAGCAAGACGCUAUGCGCAAAACCUGGAAUCAAAGAUUGCUUGGAUGUCAGCAAAACGUGGAGGUAUGGCAGCGCAUGCUCAAGGUCAGAGCUCUUGUCACUGCUCCACGUGAAAAUCUUGACAUGUCAAUCAAAUUUGCCAAUCUUUGUCGCAAAUCCAAUCGAAUGGGUCUCGCGGAACGAUCUCUUGCAUCCUUGGAGACGGUGGUAUCCGAUGCCAAUGGCAUGCACACCGUCAUACCUCCCGAAGUCACCUACGCCAGGCUGAAGUUCAGCUGGGCAAACGGUCACCAACUAGAAUCCCUCGAAAUGAUGAAGGAGUUCACGUCUAGUCUGACGGAUGAUUUCUCCAGAUACAACACACUCAUGGUGUCACAUCCUGAUCACCAUAAUGCGAACGGAGCCAACGGAGCCAUCGAUCAAAACCACCCGGAUGUUAUCCGUAUACAUGAGCGGAUUGGUGAUGCAAACAAAUUCAGAAGACUACUCUCUAAAAGCUAUCUCAGGCAAGGAGAAUGGCAAACGGCUCUUCAAAGAGGUGAUUGGAGACCAGAACACAUCCAAGAGGUCCUCAACGCAUACUCAGCGGCGACCCAGUACAACCGCGAUUCAUACAAGGCGUGGCACUCCUGGGCACUUGCCAACUUCGAAGUCGUGACAACGAUUUCCAAUCAGGCUAAUCGUGAGGGCACGCCAGCACCGGUUCCGGCCCACAUCGUUACAGAGCAUGUGAUUCCUGCCAUUCGCGGAUUCAUUCGCUCUAUCGCUUUGUCUUUGACAUCUUCGCUGCAAGACACCCUUAGAUUGCUUACUCUGUGGUUCACUCACGGUGGGGAUCAUGAAGUGAAUACUGUCGUCACUGAAGGGUUUACAUCUGUCAACAUUGACACCUGGCUUGCUGUUACCCCCCAACUGAUCGCUCGUAUCAACCAGCCCAAUAUCAGAGUACGGGGUGCUGUCCAUAGGUUGCUUGCCGAGGUCGGCAAAGCACACCCUCAAGCCCUGGUUUACCCACUGACGGUGGCAAUGAAGUCAAAUGUGACUCGACGUUCUCAAUCUGCCAGCAACAUUAUGGAAAGCAUGCGACAACACAGUGCCAAACUUGUUGAGCAAGCGGAUCUUGUCAGUCACGAGCUCAUUCGAGUUGCGGUACUGUGGCAUGAACUCUGGCAUGAGGGCUUGGAAGAGGCCUCUCGUCUCUAUUUCGGCGAUCACAACGUGGAAGGCAUGUUCGCAACGCUUGCGCCAUUCCAUGAGAUGCUGGACAAGGGGGCUGAGACCCUUCGCGAGGUCUCAUUUGCCCAAGCUUUCGGGCGUGAUUUGGCCGAAGCGAGGCACUACUGCAUGAUGUAUCGGGAAUCGCAGGAGAUAGGCGACCUGAACCAAGCUUGGGACUUGUAUUACACAGUGUUCCGCAAGAUCAGCCGGCAGCUGCCACAACUAUCGACUCUCGAUCUCAAAUAUGUGUCUCCGCGACUCAAGGAUUGCUCCGACCUAGGCCUUGCGGUUCCAGGAACGUACCAGAGUGGAAAGCCAGUCAUUCGAAUCAUGAGCUUUGACCCGAUCUUGCAUGUCUUGCAGACCAAGAAACGCCCGCGUCGCAUGACGCUCAAGGGCAGCAACGGAAGUUCGUACAUGUACCUUGUCAAGGGCCACGAAGACAUUCGACAAGAUGAGCGAGUUAUGCAACUCUUCGGCCUGUGCAAUACAUUGCUGGAUAAUGACAGCGAGAGUUUCAAGCGACACUUGUCAGUUCAACGCUUCCCAGCUAUUCCAUUGUCACAGAGCUCCGGUCUGCUGGGAUGGGUGUCCAACAGUGACACAUUGCACGCCUUGAUCAAGGAAUAUCGUGAGAGUCGUCGCAUUCUACUCAACAUCGAGCAUCGGAUUAUGCUGCAAAUGGCACCCGACUACGACAGCCUUACUCUCAUGCAGAAGGUUGAAGUGUUCGGCUAUGCUAUGGACAACACAACCGGCAAGGAUCUGUACCGGGUGCUUUGGCUCAAGAGUAAGAGCUCUGAGGCAUGGCUUGAACGCCGUACCAACUACACUCGAUCACUCGGUGUCAUGUCUAUGGUAGGCUACAUCCUUGGUCUUGGAGAUCGACACCCGUCGAACUUGUUGUUGGACCGUGGCAAUGGCCGUGUGGUACAUAUCGACUUUGGUGACUGUUUCGAAAUCGCAAUGCACCGAGAGAAAUAUCCAGAGCGAGUUCCCUUCCGACUCACCCGCAUGCUGACUUUCGCUAUGGAAGUCAGCAAUAUUGAGGGUAGCUACCGCAUUACUUGCGAGGCUGUCAUGCGUGUUCUGCGAGAGCAUAAGGAUUCCUUGAUGGCAGUGUUGGAGGCUUUCAUUCACGAUCCUCUGAUCAACUGGCGUCUGGGCACGCAAGAGUCUCCCGACCGAGUGUCUAUUCCUACGGAUCGUCGCCAGUCAAUUAUGGACAGCGCCAACUUCGAACCUGGUGCUCAGCCGGAUUUCGCCCGCCGCCGUCGACCUUCCAUGCUCGAAGGUGGUAUUCUCGAUGCUCCAGAAGGCGUUCCGCAAGAGGCCCGCGAGGCACAGAACGCCCGUGCUCUCCAGGUCCUCGCCCGUGUCAAGGAGAAGCUCACCGGACGAGACUUCAGAGGCAAUGAAGAGCUGAGUGUCAGUGACCAGGUGGACAAGCUUAUUGCGCAAGCAACCAACGUCGAGAACAUCUGUCAACACUGGAUUGGAUGGUGUAGUUUCUGGUAA
Penicillium bovifimosum is the source of this 7149-nucleotide messenger RNA. RefSeq names its product putative TOR pathway phosphatidylinositol 3-kinase TorA (gene tor). The record is from RefSeq and is a predicted model, not a curated record. NCBI's taxonomy places the organism in Eukaryota, Fungi, Ascomycota, Eurotiomycetes, Eurotiales, Aspergillaceae. The transcript is spliced from 3 exons. Gene Ontology annotation, cellular component: TORC1 complex; nucleus; TORC2 complex. Gene Ontology annotation, molecular function: protein serine/threonine kinase activity; protein-containing complex binding; protein binding. Gene Ontology annotation, biological process: TOR signaling; protein phosphorylation; negative regulation of macroautophagy. Bases 1 to 7149 code for a protein of 2382 amino acids.